Solea solea (common sole) is the source of this 6625-nucleotide messenger RNA. It is a transcript of the gene clip1b, whose product is annotated as CAP-GLY domain containing linker protein 1b. Gene Ontology annotation, molecular function: microtubule plus-end binding. The record is from RefSeq and is a predicted model, not a curated record. Gene Ontology annotation, cellular component: cytoplasm; nucleus; microtubule plus-end. NCBI's taxonomy places the organism in Eukaryota, Metazoa, Chordata, Actinopteri, Pleuronectiformes, Soleidae. The coding region runs from base 221 to 3001 and encodes 926 amino acids. The transcript has 23 exons. Gene Ontology annotation, biological process: positive regulation of microtubule polymerization; cytoplasmic microtubule organization.
GCAUUAGUUCCCAGGGUGACGUCAUGUAGUCGGGGUUGGGAAACAUGGAGCGGGGAGAGACGUGCACUACACCGAUCCACAACAUCUCGGACUGAGAGCCUGCUCGCCGAAAAACACCAGCUCUCCUCCAUUAUAUCUUGACAGAUUGGGGUUGUGGGGAAGGCCAAAUCCCCCAGCUUGAUCAGGCCAGACACCCCACACGCCUCCCCCAACCCCACCCAUGGAGAAACAAGGUGCCGUGAGUGCGCUGGGCAAGGUCAGCGGCCUGAAACCGCCAAGUAAAAUUGUCCGUCCAUCAGUUGUGCCACCAAGGACAUCGCCAUCCUCUGGUACUGCAAAGCCAGUUCCUCCCGAGAAGUCCCCUGGCAGUGUGACCUCCCCAACCCAGGAUGGAAGUACUGACUUUCAGAUCGGGGAGAAGGUCUGGGUCAACAGCAACAAGCCCGGCUAUGUGCAGUUCAUUGGCAGCACGCAGUUCGCUCCAGGACAGUGGGCGGGCAUCGUGCUUGAUGAGCCAAUAGGAAAGAACGACGGGUCGGUUACAGGGGUGCGGUACUUCCAGUGUGAGGAUGGGAGGGGGAUAUUCACGCGGCCAUCAAAGCUUUCCAGGACUCCACUGCCAGAAAAGGAGGUAAACGGGGGUCAGGCCAAUCCCACACAAGAAACCGCUGCGACAAGCGAGCCUGCACCUGCUGUCACUGCCUCACCAGCUCCAGGCUCUGGAAUAAAGACAAGUGGCGUUCUGAACUGCAUGCUCACACCCGGUGAGUCAGUGUCAAACCUCUCCGACCCAGACUCUGUGACGAAGAACAAAAGGGAGCUGAGGCUGGGAGACCGUGUGCUGGUGGGUGGUACCAAGGCAGGAGUCGUGCGAUUUCUGGGAGAGACUGAGUUUGCUAAGGGAGACUGGUGUGGAGUGGAACUAGAUGAACCACUUGGCAAGAAUGAUGGGGCUGUAGCAGGGGCCAGGUAUUUUCAGUGCAUGCCGAGGUUUGGCCUGUUCGCUCCGGUCCAUAAGGUGACACGCAUUGGCUUCCCCUCCACAACACCUUCUAAGGCAAAGAGCUCACACAGGAGGUCCGCCCUCUUCAAGAGGAGCCCCAGUGCUUCCUCCAUCAGCUCGCUCAGCUCCGCCACCUCAUCAAUAAGUGGAAAACCCAGUCGAGCAGGACUGCUGACAGAAACGUCGGCUCGGUACGCCCGUAAGAUCUCGGGCACCACAGCGCUGCAGGAGGCUCUGAAGGAGAAGCAGCAACACAUUGAACAGCUGUUGGCAGAGAGAGCCCUGGAGAGAUGUGAGGUCGCCAAGGCAACCAGCCACGCAGGAGAGGUGCAGCAGGAGCUUUCUCUGCUGAGGAAAGGACAGGAUCAGUAUGCCGUGGAGAUGGAAGCAAAGCUCGAUCAGCUACGUUCGCUGGUGGAAGCAGCAGAUCGAGACAAAGUGGAGCUUCUUAACCAGCUGGAGGAGGAGAAAAGAAAAGCGGAGGAUCUGCAGUUUCGCAUGGAAGAGGUUUGCAUCACCAAAGGAGAUCUUGAGACGCAGACCAGGCUGGAGCAUGCCCACAUAAAGGAGCUUGAGCAGAGCCUGCUCUUUGAAAAGACCAAAGCUGAAAAACUCCAGAGGGACUUAGAGGACACUAGGGUGGCCACUGUGUCUGAGCGCUCCAGAAUCAUGGAGCUGGAGAGGGAGGUGGCAGAUCUGCAGCUCAGGCUCCGGGCGUCCCAGCAGAAGGAGGACGCUGUGUCUCUGUCCCAGCAACAGAUUAACAGCCUCAAGGCCCAGGCACAGUCUCAAGAGAAAAAGGUCAGUGAGCUGAGUGUCGACAUGGAGAGCAAACAGAAGGAGCUUCAGUCUCUAGAGCAAGAAAAGAGUUCUCUGGAGCAACAGAUGAACAGCCUGAGACAAAAGCUGGAGACAGCCGAGGAGGAGAGCGGGAAGACGGCAAAAACCAUGCAAAAACUGGAGCAGAGUGUGGAGCAGUCACAGAAAGACUAUCAGACCCAGAAAGAGGAGAGUCUGUGCAAAGAGAAGGAGCUGAAGACUCAGCUAACAAAGGUCACUGAGAAGUUGGAGAGGACAGCUCUGUCACUGGAGCAUCUGUCCAAUGAGAAUAAGAAGCUGGGUACAGAGCUCGAGGCUUUAAAACAACACAACUCCAAAUACCAGGAGGAGCUCAAUCUGUCGAAGGAGCGGAGCAGCUCGGAAAACCAGCGCAUUGGAAUCCUCUGCAAGGAAAUUGAGGAGCUGAAGCUGGCCUCCCAGAAGUCGCAGCAUCUCGAGGAGCACAAUGAUGAUCACAACAAUCAACAGCCAGGCAUGGCCACCAGAGAAACCAUUUCUAAUCAGGAAACACAGGAGGAGAUCCAUCACCAGAAAUCCACUGGAGCCUUAAUCUCAGACAAAGAUCGGGAACUGGAAACUCUGAGGAAUGAGAUUGCAGUUCUGCGAGGAGAAAACGCCAUGGCUAAGACCCUGCAGUCGACCAUGGAGGCUCUGGAAAGAGACAAAGCUCAGCUGCAGAGCCGCGUUCACAGUCUGGAGCAAAGGCUCAAGGCAACGGAGGCAUCAGAGGAGGAAGACAGGGGAGCUCCACUGUCAGGACACGCAGCUCUGGAGCAGCUGAGGGACGAGAAGGAGUUUGCUGAGGGACAGAUCAACUUCCUGAACAGUGUGAUUGUGGACCUGCAGCGCAAGAACGAGGAGCUGAAGAUCAAACUGAAGAAGCUCGCGCUGGCCGAGUUCAACGGCAACGAAGGGACUGAUGGUUUUGACGAAGGCGUGUCAAAGGAGGAGAAGAAGGCGACGCCCCGCCUCUUCUGCGACAUCUGCGACUGCUUCGACCUCCACGACACCGAGGACUGUCCCACUCAGGCCCAGAGCCCCGACUCCGUCCCCCACAGCACCUACCAUGGCAAGGCAUCAGACAAGAGGCCCUACUGUGACAUCUGCGAGGCCUUCGGUCACGCCACGGAGUCCUGCAAUGACGACCAGACCUUCUAGAAGCAGCAGAAUCUCUCUCUCCCUCUCUCUCCCUCUCUCUCUCUGUCUCCCCCACUGCAUUCUAACCCCUUCAUCUUACACUCCAGCGUUUCUCUCCCACAGUCCAGCCCAACAUGGCAGCAAAGUUCUCCAUAGUGUAUUUUUAUACUUGUAUUUAUGCACAGCACUAGUAACCACUGGUCUUUACUCCGCAGCUCUUUUCACCCAGAGAGAAUAAAACUCUUCUGUGACGCGGCUGCUCGUCAAAAUACGCUGCUUCGGUGCAAUAUUGUUUAAUGUUUUUGACAAAAGGCGUUCGUCUUCUGCACUCGUCCUCUCUAAGAGGUUGUUUUCAAAAAGAAGGAAACGUGAUUUUUUUUUUAAAAUAUUUUGAUGUCUUUUAAGGCUUUAUAAGCAAAUAUUAGCAAAAAGCACAGUUUUGACUGAAGGUGAUUUGACUUUACGUCGCUGUUCUCAGAGAGUGACACUGCCACGUCAAACAUUUUAUUCAUGUUUUAUUCUUUGUAAUAUUUAUAAAGUCACGUCUUGAAGGCCACUCACAUGAAAAGAAAUGAUGGAAAAAAGAGAGUCAAACGUUUUAAUAUUUCAAGCCAGCAAUUUGGAAUAUUUGAAGGGGGGGGAAGUUAUGAGACAUCCAUACUGUAUAUUAUUCUCAAAACACUAACACAAUUUUCUUGACAUAUUUAACAACUUUUAAUGCGCUUUAUUCUAAAAAUAUGAAUUUCACUAUAUUUUCACCUGAAGAACGAUAAACAUUCCGACUAAACUCUCUUUAAGACUGUUAUAAAAAACAUUCUCCACACAUAAUGACACAUUUAUUGAAAUGUAAUUGUAUUCUUAAAACCAUGUGACUGAAAUCUUAUUUUAAUAUUUUAACCUGACUCUAUUUAGUGGCCCUAAUAUUCUGCCCUCUGCCUCAAUGUUAUUCCAUUUCAGGAAGCUCAGUAUUGACCGUGGUAACCCCAGAAACAGUAGCUUUGACACGUCGGUCAAAUAAUUCUUAUUUUUCUUGUGUCAUGUGACCACAGUGAGAGCCAUAGAACUGCCGUUGUGGAGAUUUUCAGUCCGAUCUCACAAUCUUCCUCCAGAUUUGUGUGGUUUUGUUGAAGAAGUUCCUUUUGUAUCUUCACUUCUAAAAACUCCUUAAAGCCGCAAUUUAGCAAGUCUGAUCGCUUUUUCCUUCUUUUUCUGUACGGAGCUCCCCCUACAGUUUCGGAGUACAUAUUUUUACGUCACCACUGUCUACUGUUUUCUCCUCACUGUCCACUGAUGCUCCACCCUCCCUUCCCCUCUCCUGGCCAUGUGCAUUUGUCAGAGUUCCCACUCCCUUGGUUGACAUCAAGGUCCUUGAAAUGCUUUUCAAUUCCCCUUAAAUUCAAGGACCGAGAUCGGAGGGCAACUCAAGAGCUGCUUCGCCCAUGGCGUCCACUUUUAAUCGCUCAAGUGAUUGUCUUUUGGAUCUUGGUUCAAACCAGUCUAUUUUCUUUGCUAAGAGAUCUUGGAAUUUUCAUUUCCCAGGCAUCACAUAAUUUGCUCUCUCAUUGUUCGGCGUGGAAUCUCAGUGGAGAGAGACGGUGGACAGCAUCCACAACACCGCUAGUAAUGACGACUUGACUUGAUUUGUUCUGCAUAGGCCUAGUCUACGCACAUCAAGCAAGGCAGGGCAUACAUUUUGCAUGCUUCUGUGAAAAAAGCCGGCCUCGCUUGCUCUCUUCUCUGCUUCUUUUGCACUGGCUCUGCCAUGAUUAACGUCUAAAAUAACACUAUCACUGCCUUGAUCUUACAGCCGGUACCUGGCCAGGGUGUGCACGUGUGUGUCGUGCCGUGAAGCAAUUGGUUUUCUGCUAACAGACGCAGUAGGGGAUCGAAAACUCCAGAAACUGCUCCUAAAUAGAGCUCUUAUUGCGAUUAUUUUCUCUGCUACUGUUUCCAAGGUCACAUGCGAACGAUCUGUUUUUUUUCUCCAUUAACCUUUGCACAAGUCCGACAUGUACAUUAAUGACUUAUAGAGGAUUCUUUGUCGUUAUUGAUGGAGUAAAUUCAUUCUGUUAUUUAUUGUCUAAUCUGUCACUAACCAGUGAUAUUCCGUGGGGAAAAUAAGCUAGCACUGAUACAAACAUAUAACCUGCAUAGUCUGUACUGGGACGACUGUAGUUAGUUAGUGUAGGCGGGGCUUUUCUAAAAGCAUCUGCCUCAUCAGACCAAACUGCACAAGCCCUUGACUCGCUUCGAUUUGCACUGUCCACUUUAAAGGUUCAGCAGAAACAAACAGCUCUUUAAUGUUAUCCUUCAAAUGUUUAUUUAAAGGUUAUUUUUGUCAGAAUGGUCUCGUUUCUUACUGUCCUCUUUAAAGUUUGACAUUUUUGGGAAAUGUUAUUAUUUGCUGUUGCAUGACAAGGUCUCAAACUCAAAUGGGCAAGACUGGAUGCUCAGUGCCCCCCAGGUCAUUUGAAUUUGAGACCCCUCUUUACUGAAGAUGCGUAAAAAAGAACAGCUUUAACUUUUAUGGUAAAUGCUAUGUGUGAGAUUAGCUGAGCACAAACCCGGUCUCAUAUAAUUGUUGGCACACACUUUUAAAGGUCCAGUGUGUAAGAAUUAGUGACAUCUAUUGGUGAGACUGUAGACUGCAUCAAAUGGAAAACUCCUACAGCGUAAUCCUUUUCCGAAGAGCUUCAGGGAACAGCCCUCAUAAAGCAAAGACAUUGCUUGAAGAACAUAUAAAAGGCUUAUUAUUUUAAAGACUAUGAAAGAAACCAAAGUAUUUUUCUUUUAAAGUGAUUAUGUACUUAUUCAAACAUACUUAUGGAUAGUUUAUGCAAUUUCUGCCAGCAUCACAUACUGGACCUUUAACAUGCUACUGCUGUGUUUACAGGUCUGAGCGAAAAAGCUGCAUUAAGUCUUUAAAAAUUGGGGAACAACUUAUGUAAAAUUUUGAUCAAUAUGAUUAAAGUUUGAAGUUUAAAAAGUAUAAUUAAAAAAGUGGAGAUUGCACUUUUGUUUGCUGCUUCUCAGCUCCAGGCUACAUUAGCUGCUUGUCAAGUUGCAUUGUGCAUAACACAGGCAGCAGUUUUUAAUCGUAUAUAAAUAACCUCAGCAGUGAACUUGUCUUUAACAAACAGACAAAAAGCCAAUGGACGAAAUUUCCCUCCAAAAUACCAAACUGUUCUUUAUAGAAAACCCUAUAUUUUGACUUAUCUUGUUCUGAAGCACAAUUUUCAUCAUAUUGAUCAUAUUGAAUCUCCCAGUGUAACCGUGUAUAUAAUCCAUGACUAACCACUGACACGAGUCUUUGUAAAUACUCCCAAGUGUCCACAGAAGCGUGGAACAACAACAAAGCUUAUAUGUGAACUACAUUUUAUUUUUCUGCCCUGUUCUUAUAAAAGCGAGGGAUAAAUACAGAGCCAGUUUGUAUAGACUUCAAAACAUUGUGUACUUUAUAAGUGAUGUCUAAUUAUUGACGUAAUGUUUUAUAUAUGUAACAGUUUCAGGCUCCAUCGAAUCACAAAUGGUUUCCAAAUGUCCAGACCAUUUUGCAGAUGUUGAUGUGAUGUGUCAAAUUGUCACUGUUUUCUAUGUACUGUAUACUCCUGAGCAGUCCAAUAGAAAUGCUACCAACAACAACAA